AUGACUAAGAAAAGGAAGUUAGUAGAUAGUGAGACAAUUGCAUUAACGGAAGAAUGUAGUGCCAUCAUACAAAAUAAAUUGCCACCAAAGUUGAAAGAUCCAGAGAGUUUCACAGUUCCUUGCACUAUUGGUAAUGUAGAAUUCUCUAAAGCACUAUGUGACCUGGGUGCGAGUGUUUCAUUGAUGCCUUUAACUGUAGCUAGGCAAUUGGGGUUGAAAGAAUUAGAACGUACUAACAUUUCCUUGCAAUUGGCUGACAGGUCUAUUAGACAUCCAAUGGGCAUAUUGGAAAAUGUGCUCAUUAAAGUGCAAAAAUUUAUUAUUCCUGUUGAUUUUGUUGUUUUAAAUAUGGAGGAGGAUGUCAAUGUACCUAUUAUACUUGAUAGACCAUUUCUGGUCACCGCAGGUACAAUAAUAGAUGUUAAACGUGGUAAGUUCAAGUUCCAAAUUGGUGAAGAGGAAGUGGAGUUUGAUUUGAGUAAAGUGGAGAAGUAUCCCUCUUUUACUGACCAUGUUUAUUCCGUUGACAUAUGUGAUAAAUGA
Molecule: messenger RNA, 543 nt
Organism: Coffea eugenioides
Lineage: Eukaryota; Viridiplantae; Streptophyta; Magnoliopsida; Gentianales; Rubiaceae
Exons: 1
Coding region: 1-543 (180 amino acids)
Source: RefSeq, a predicted model, not a curated record